AUGGUUCAUAUCACAGAGGAGAUGGUGCGGCGGCGAGCUGAGCACAACGACUGUGAGAUCUUCUCUCUGGAGGAAGUUUCUCUGCAUCAGCAGGACAUCGAGAGGAUCGAGCACCUGGACCGGUGGUGCAGGGACCUGAAGAUCCUCUACCUGCAGAACAACCUGGUCUCCAGGAUGGAGAAUCUCAGUCGCCUGAAGAAACUGGAGUAUUUGAAUUUGGCUUUGAACAACAUUGAAGUCAUUGAAAACCUUGAAGGCUGCGAGAGCCUCCAGAAGUUGGACUUGACGGUGAACUUCAUCGGCUGCUUGAGCAGCGCGGAGUCUUUGAGACACAACGUCCACCUGAGGGAGCUGUUCCUGGUCGGGAACCCCUGCACCGAGUUCCAGGGCUACAGACAGUUCCUGGUUUCCUCUCUGCCACAGCUCAAGUCUCUGGACGGGACGGAGAUCAGCCGAUCGGAGAGGAUUCGAUCCUCACAGGGACUGAAGGAGGUGAAGAGACGAGUGUUAGAGCAGGAGAAAGAAUUCCUGAGGAGGAGAGCCGAGGAGAAGGAGGAGGUGCAGAGGAAGGCUGCAGGAGAGGAGAAAGGAAACAAGGAAAGGAGAGGAGAGGUGGAGGAGAACGAGGAGAGCCAGGAGAAUGAGGAGAACGAGGAGGUGGAGGAGAACUCAAAGCAGCGGGUGUCGGAGGAGGAGCAGCAGGAGCAGCAGGAGCAGGAGGAGCAGGAGUUCUGGAACACGCCGUGUUCGUUCACCCCCGAGUCUCGUCUGGAGACUCAUCGCCACCUGGAGAAGAAGAGGAGGGCAAAGGAGAAGGGGGCGGAGCAGCAGCCGAAGGCCUCUAGGACCCUGAUCACCGCUGAUGGACGAGUCAUGAACGUCAACGAGCCGAAGUUGGAUUUCUCUCUCACUGAAGACGAGCAGAACAACACUGUGGUCUUAGACCUGGCCGUGUACAGACACAUGGACACGUCCCUCGUGGACGUGGACGUCCAGACCACGUACGUCCGAGUCAGCGUCAAAGGAAAGAUGUUUCAGGUGGUCCUGCCGGCUGAAGUGAGGCCGGACAGCUCCACGGCUCAGAGGUCUCAAACCAGCGGACACCUGGUCCUCACCAUGCCCCGGGCUGAAGGUGAAAUCAAAGUGUCCAAGGUCGUCCCACGUCCAGCCGGUGUGCGUCCCAGCAGAGGCAGCAGCUCCUCCCAGCACAGUCUGAGGAACCCUUCCUCCCCCGAGUGGCUGGACGUGGACCCCAGCGGGCGAACCACCCUGGACCUCGGCAGCAUCGUACCGGGCCCCAGAACCAGACGAGGUCCAGUGGAAGCCUCUGGGGCGGCUCCACCUGCGGCCCCCGCUCACUGCUGCUUCUCUGAAGGCUUCGUGGACGAUCCCGAGGUCCCCCCCCUCAUGUAG
Molecule: messenger RNA, 1413 nt
Organism: Pleuronectes platessa (European plaice)
Lineage: Eukaryota; Metazoa; Chordata; Actinopteri; Pleuronectiformes; Pleuronectidae
Gene: dnaaf11
Product: dynein axonemal assembly factor 11
Exons: 12
Coding region: 1-1413 (470 amino acids)
Biological process (GO): outer dynein arm assembly
Cellular component (GO): cytoplasm
Molecular function (GO): protein binding
Source: RefSeq, a predicted model, not a curated record